UUGUCAAAGGGUUAAAUCCCCGCAACAAUUUAGAGACAGGCUGUUAAAGUUUUGGUCCCAGUGCUUUCGACAAUUCGUCAAUUCACCAUGGCGCAUAAAGUAGCCACCACGUACAUUAUUGACGUUUCUCCGUCAAUGGAAGUCAAGCAAGAAGGAGUGGACAUAACCUGCUUCCAACAGUCCAUUAAUGCUGUGGCAGGCUUGAUUCAAGACAAACUCUUAGUUGGGCGAAAGACCGAUAUGAUCAGUAUCAUAUUAGCUGGAACAGAAGGAACGGACAACAGCCUAGUGCCUAAGAAUAGCGAAGAGCCUUCUGCGUAUGAACAUAUUACAACUAUUCAACGAAUUGACGUACCAGACAACGAGUUGGUCCGUAAACUGUUGAACACGACCGCGAGUAAACAUUCGCUGACAGAUGUUCUAAGUGCCUUGAUUCUCGCCGAAAAUGAUAUGGACAACCACUGCGGAAAACUGAAAUAUGUGAAAAAGAUUAUCCUAUUUACUGAUGCAGAAAGCGAAACAGAUUGGUCUGAUAUUGGCCAUAUUCAAGAGAGAUUGGCUGCACACAAGACUGAACUGAUCGUCAUUAUAGCUGGCUAUACUGAAUCUGACACUAGCAACUUCUCGGAAACCAAGGCUGAUAAUAUUAAACAUUUUCGCACUCUCGCCGAAGCAGACUAUGUGGAUAUUAUACCAAUGAAAGAUGCUGUAGAUAUGCUAAGCACCUUCAAGGUCAAGACAGUCAAUCCGACGCCUGUGUUUCGAGGCGAACUUCUGCUCGGUGAUGCCGCCGCGCAUCCGCUUGAAUCCCUCUCUGUUCCUGUCUUCAUGUACGCCAGAACAUAUGAAGCAAAGCUACCUACCGCAAAGAAGUGGUCAGCACUAUCUGAUACGCAUGCAGGCGAACAGGCUUUAACGCAUGAUGUCGGUAAAGAGGUCUCCUACAAAAUCAAGGGUUCAAAUAAACAGGCGAAUGGAGCUACAGAACAAGGCAACAUCAAUAGUUAUGAUCUUGAACACGCAUACCCCUUUGGAAAGUCUUUGGUCGUCAUCACUGCAGAAGAUGAGAAGUUCAUGAAGAUCGAGACAAAGGCAGGAAUGUUCAUACUUGGGUUUUUGAGUGCAUCAUCGAUUCCAAGAGAUUACCUUAUGUCCAAUGUAUACGUUAUUUUACCACGGCCUGCCGACAACAUGGUUGCCUCCGCAACUAUUUCUUCUCUGGCCCGAGCGCUGUACGAACAGAAUGCAUAUGCUCUAGUUCGUUAUGUCGCCAAAGAGAAUCAACAACCUAAGCUUGGCGUUCUUGUACCAUACUUUGAACCAAAUAUAGAUGCUCUACAUUUCAUUAGGGUACCGUUUGCGGAGGACAUUCGCCAAUUCCCCUUUGCGCCACUGGAUGUGGUUACUCUGCCUAAUGGAAAAGAAGUCACUGAUCACAAACUCCUUCCUUCCAAGGAGCUCGAAGAUGCCAUGGAUGCGUUUGUCGCCAGCAUGGAGCUACCAAAGGAACCGGAUGGCAGUGCUAGUUUCUCUCCUGAAAAAAUAUUCAACCCUGCAGUUUGGCGCUUGAAUGAAGCUAUCAAACAACGUAGUUUGAACAAAGCUGCUCCCAUUCCAGAACUUCAUUCUGCACUGAAGAUGCAGAUGGAACCACUUCCAAUCAUGAUGGAUGUCGCCAGAGAUAAAAUAACGAAGUUGACGGAGACUGCAGGUGUUAAAAAAGUAAAUGCAAAGGAAGGGAAAAAGCGAAGGUAUGGUAAAGGUGUCCAAUCUGAAGAGCCAAUAGCUCCUAUCCAAGAUAUCGUCAGGAACGAAGAGGAAAGUCUCAAGAAGUAUAAGGUGAAACAAGUGGAAGAUGCAGACAUGGAACUGGAUGAGCGACCAGGAUCGAUCAUGAAUAACCUAUCGAAUGUUCGGGAAGUUGGCGCAAUUGACCCUAUUAAGGACUUUAGAGCUAUGAUCGAUAAAGAAGGCGAUUUCAUAGAAGAAGCGGUGCAGCAAAUGUCGGAUAGGAUCGAACAACUCGUGAAGGAAUCGUUUGCUGAUCAGUACUUUGAAAAAGCAAAAGAGUGCCUCCAAGAAUUGCGUGAACAAUGCAAAAAGUUUGAAGAAGGAGUACAGUACAACGAUUUAUGUCGCAGGCUUAAAGUUUUAUGCGAUCCAUCCAACCCUCAAUCACAACGUCUUGAUUUUUGGAAGUUGAUGAUCAAGGAUAACAUUACACUUCUUUCCAAAGACGAAUCAGCGGACGUUGACGUAUCUCAAGAAGAACAGGCACAAUUCCUCACAGAUAUCCGAACACAGCCAACACAAAAGACAGAGGAGGCGGAUGUUCCCAUGGAAGAAAAAGAAGAUGAAUUAAGCGCAGACAAUCUGCUUGACAUGCUGGAAUAGAAUAUGGAUAGUAACUACAUAAAAAAAUGUACACCAACAAUACACUACUAAAAAUGCCAACUGUACCACUUUUACAAACAACUAAAGAAGUAGGGGA
Messenger RNA from Umbelopsis ramanniana AG, 2491 nucleotides. RefSeq lists its product as uncharacterized. The record is from RefSeq and is a predicted model, not a curated record. Lineage: Eukaryota; Fungi; Mucoromycota; Umbelopsidomycetes; Umbelopsidales; Umbelopsidaceae. The transcript has 15 exons. Gene Ontology annotation, cellular component: Ku70:Ku80 complex; nucleus. Gene Ontology annotation, molecular function: telomeric repeat DNA binding; double-stranded DNA binding; damaged DNA binding. Gene Ontology annotation, biological process: double-strand break repair via nonhomologous end joining; cellular response to gamma radiation; DNA recombination. The coding region runs from base 88 to 2394 and encodes 768 amino acids.